This is a messenger RNA of Chelmon rostratus (copperband butterflyfish), 4584 nucleotides long. RefSeq names its product collagen alpha-4(IV) chain-like. Lineage: Eukaryota; Metazoa; Chordata; Actinopteri; Chaetodontiformes; Chaetodontidae. The transcript has 38 exons. Bases 1 to 4584 code for a protein of 1527 amino acids. Gene Ontology annotation, cellular component: basement membrane; collagen trimer. Gene Ontology annotation, molecular function: extracellular matrix structural constituent. The record is from RefSeq and is a predicted model, not a curated record.
AUGCGAGCUUUCUUUCUCAUCAAGGGAGGGAUUGAGGACCCAUGUCAAGGGAGAGACUGCUCUGUAUGUCAGUGUCUUCCUGCCAAAGGUGCACGGGGUGCUCCAGGGAAGCCGGGCCAGCAAGGCCCCCGGGGACCAAUGGGACCAUGGGGACGUGAAGGGCUACCUGGAGAGAAAGGCAGGAGGGGAGCAGAGGGAUCACAUGGCCCAGAGGGGCCCAAAGGAGCCCGUGGCCACCCUGGAGCAGGUGGUGAGCCUGGCUUGCUGGGAGUGGAUGGCUGUAAUGGGACAAAAGGUCAACCAGGAUUCCCUGGUGUUCCUGGGUUGGAUGGUCUCCAUGGGCCACCAGGAUAUCCUGGACCUAAAGGAAUUAAAGGAGAACCUUUGUAUAGUGCUUUCCUCCCAGGACUUCCUGGAAGGCAAGGAGGCGUUGGGCCGAAGGGCCCUUCUGGCCCUCCUGGCCCUCCUGGACCUGAGGGUGAGCAAGGCAGACCUGGCCCACAAGGACCAGAAGAAGUAAUAGAAUUUCCUCCAGACUUUCUCCCACCCAAAGGUGACAAGGGGGACCAAGGCCUUCCUGGACCUUGUGGACCAAAGGGCAUAAUCGGAAGUAGAGGAGACUACUCCUACGGUCCACAAGUUAAAGGAGAGCAAGGAAUCCUUGGUUUUCCUGGAAAUCGGGGUCCUCCAGGAUUUCCUGGUAGAGAUGGACCGCCAGGACCUGAGGGUUACCCAGGAGAUGCAGGUCCCCCCGGUCCCCUGCACUAUCAUAAUGGAAGUGAUGUCAGAGGUGCUAAAGGUGACCGUGGGUAUCCUGGAACACCCGGACUCCCAGGUGACCCUGGUUUAAGGGGCAUGCAUGGACCUCCUGGCCCACCAGGGUUAACAAUCCCAGUGGAGCCUGGUCUGCCUGGUCCACGAGGGCACCCUGGUCCCAAAGGCUACAAGGGAGAGCCAGGGUAUGGCGACAUUACAAUCGGUCCGUUUCCUGGACCAAAAGGAUCUAAAGGACACCGCGGACCUAAAGGUGCCAAAGGCCUCCCAGGUCCUCCAGAUUACUACUGUGAGCCUGGUUUCCCAGGGGACCCUGGUGAUGUAGGACCCAAAGGAUCUCCUGGAAACAAAGGACUUAAAGGAAUUAAAGGUUGUCCAGGGGAAUGUAGAUGUCGGACUGGUGGUCAAGGCCCCCCUGGACCACCUGGUUAUACAGGAGCUCCAGGGUUACCUGGACCUCAAGGGCUUAAGGGAGACCCAGGACUGAAAGGAGAUGAGGGUCCAAGAGGGCCAGACGGCUUUCAAGGAAUUCCUGGUUUAAAAGGACAGAAGGGUCAAAAAGGUGACUCUUUUGUAGUAGGUGUUAAAGGUGCCAAGGGUAACCAAGGAGUCCCUGGACACCCUGGUCCUCCUGGACCAACUAGUAGGCCAGGACGGGAUGGCCCCCCUGGCCCUGCAGGAGAUCCUGGGCCACCGGAUCACCUGGUCCCAAAGGGCACCCUGGUGUUACUGGACCCAAAGGGAUUCCAGGGCUUGCAGGCCCCCCAGGUCCUGGUUUUCCAGGCUCAAAGGGGUUACCUGGACCGAAAGGAAACCAGGGACGUCCUGGCCACCCAGGAACUCCUGGACGAACAGGCCCUCCAGGGGAAACUGAGCCAUGUUGUGAUGACGAGAUUGGAUCACCUGGUCCUAAGGGUGAGCCAGGGUUACCAGGUAAGUCUUAGAGGGUUUCCAGGUGCGCCUGGAAGAGAUGGUCUCCCGGGACCUCAGGGACAUCAAGGCCCUAAAGGCAUGAAAGGAGAUGAUGCUGUAACUGGAGGGAUUGGACUGGCAGGACCUCCAGGUAUUAAUGGGGAGCCAGGUGACCCUGGUCCCAGUGGAAUUAGUCUGGAUGGCCCUCAAGGCCUUCCUGGGUUACCGGGACACCCAGGCAGAAAGGGUGCCCCAGGGGAUGUCUUUUCUGACAGCCCGGGUGCUCCAGGCCCACCUGGACUCCCUGGGACUGUUGGGCCAAGCGGACCUCGUGGCAUUCCUGGAAGCCCAGGGUCUCCAGGUGCACAAGGCCGACCAGGAAGACCAGGACAUAAAGGGGAGCCAGGACACAGUGGUGACCCUGGGGCCACUGGUCCCCCAGGCCCACCCUGUACUUCAUGUGACCUGAAAGGAAUUGCAGGUCCUCCAGGACCUCCAGGAAACCCUGGAUGGAGGGGCGUACCAGGCUACAUUGGUCAGAAGGGUUCUAAGGGAGAUAUAGGUCCACCUGGUCGUGGACAAAGGGGUCCACAAGGUUUUCCUGGCCCUCCCGGUUUGCCGGGCCCAGCUGGGCCGAGAGGCACCCCUGGCCCUUCAGGAGAUCCUGGAAUAGACGGCUGGCCGGGACAGAAAGGUGAAAAACUGGCUCUGAAAAAGGUGAAAACGGCUACCCUGGCAGGGCUGGGGCCAGAGGUUUACCAGGUCGUCCUGGACCUCCGGGACCCAGAGGUAAACAGGGAGAGAGGGGCUUUAAUGGUCGCCCAGGUGAAACAGGAUACCCAGGAAUUCCUGGUAAUAAAGGCUCAAAGGGCCCAAGGGGAGUGCCGGGUGAUUCAGGGCCUGAUGGCCGGCCUGGUCUUCCAGGGUUUAAAGGCAGCACUGGUUCUCCAGGCAGGGGGGGAAUACCAGGACCUCCUGGGUACCCUGGAAUCAAGGGUUUCCCUGGUUCAAGGGGAUAUAUUGGACAUGUUGGAGAUUCGGGAGAUCCAGGGUCUACAGGAUAUCCAGGCAACCCAGGUGAGCCAGGACCAUCUUAUGGACAACCUGGUCAACCUGGACCCAAAGGAUUGCGAGGCGAGGAUGGACCCAGUGCACCCAGAGGAAGGCCAGGACAUCCAGGUGACCCAGGACCCCGUGGAAGACCAGGACAGCCGGGACAACCAGGCAUUAAUGGUGAACCAGGGAGACAAGGAGGAUCAGGCUUCCCUGGGCCUCGUGGCCCAUCAGGUCGUCCAGGUGCCCCAGGUAUUCCAGGUGAUCAUGGAGGUUUGGGACCACCAGGCCCACCUGGCUCACAUGGGCCCCCAGGCAUCGAUAUCCCUGGCCCUCCUGGACCAGAUGGUUUUCCUGGAGCCAAAGGUCUCAGGGGCCACCCAGGGCCUCCAGGAGCCAUCUAUCCUGGCCCUAAAGGUCAGCCGGGCCCACCUGGCAACACAGUAUAUGCUCUUUGAUGAGAUGUUAAACUUCUCUGGAUUUCUUCCCUCAGGUCUUCCUGGUUUCCCAGGCGAACCUGGUUACCCUGGCAGAGAAUGCCAUACACCUUUCCCAGGACCUGACGGAGAUAUAGGGUAUGGAGGACGUCCAGGACCCCCAGGUCCUCCUGGACAACCAGGUCCUCCAGGCGGCAGCAUUUUAUACAAAGGAGACCCAGGCCCAGUUGGUCUCCCUGGGUUACCAGGUCGUAAGGGAAGUAAGGGCCUCCCAGGACCUCCUGGAUCUCAGAGCUACCCAGGCUAUGCAGGACCAAAAGGUGAGAGAGGUCCUGCUGGUCCCAGCGGAUAUCCAGGACCCAAAGGCCAGAGAGGUGUCCCUGGGGGUGUUGGCCGCAAGGGUGUAACUGGCCCACCCGGAGACAUAGGUGCCAAAGGUGCUCCUGGUGAUUCCAUCAGUGGAAUCCCAGGGGUGUUUCUCAUCGGGCUUCCAGGACCACCUGGUUUCCCAGGACCUGUGGGAAUCCCUGGCGAUGUGGGUCCUCCUGGGACUCCAGGACAGAAGGGUCCUGCAGGGAUUGUGGGCCCCCCUGGACCCCCAGGUCCUGCUGGUCAUAAUGGUCCUGCUGGAGACCCAGGAGAUGUUGGUCAACAAGGAUUUACCGGAGCUCAAGGUAUUCCAGGUCCACCUGGAGAUCCAGGUCCACCAGGCCAUAGGGGGGCGUUGACGUCAGGCUACCUUCUGGUUGUCCACAGCCAGUCAGUUGAGGUGCCACGGUGCCCUGAAGGCAGCAGUCAGCUUUGGGUGGGCUACAGUCUUGUCUACUUGGAGGGACAAGAAAAGGCUCACACUCAAGAUCUGGGUCAGGCUGGCUCCUGCCUCCCUGUUUUCUCCACCAUGCCUUUCUCCUACUGCAACAAAGCCGCCUGUUACUACUCUAGUCGCAAUGACAAAUCCUAUUGGCUCUCCACCACCGCUCCCAUUCCCAUGAUGCCACUCUUUGGCCAGGAGAUUAUCUCCCACAUCAGCCGCUGUGUGGUGUGCGAGACAGUUUCGCCCGCAGUGGCGUUUCACAGCCAGGAUCACACGGUCCCUGCAUGCCCACCUGGCUGGAGGAGUCUGUGGACGGGAUACUCUUUCCUCCUGCACACAGGGGCAGGUGAUGAAGGCGGUGGCCAGUCUCUGGCUUCUUCUGGUAGCUGCCUUAAGGAUUUCCGGACUCACCCCUUUAUAGAGUGCCAGGGUGCGCGUGGUUCCUGUCACUACUUUGCCAACCUCUACAGCUUUUGGCUGACUACUAUUAGUCAGACAGAGCAGUUUAUCGUCCCGAGACCUGGCACCAUCAAGGCAGCCGACCGCCAGCGCAGCAAGGCCAGUCAGUGUCAUGUUUGCCUCAGACAAAAAUAA